CCCCGCUGCUGCCUCUGCCUCUGCCACCGCUGCCGCCGCUGCUGCUGAGCCGCCCCGGCGCCGCCCGCUCCUGCACCCCGCCAGGUUGAGGAUGUUUGGGAGCUGUCUGGUGGAAGUGGCCAUGUCGCGAGUAACCCACACUCACCCCUUCCAAGUGAGCUUCCCGCUCCUGAGCCUCAUCCUGGUGCUGCUCUGCCACGUAGAGGGUACACGCGCGGAGAGCCCCAGUGAACUGCCCGCCAAUGACACUGAGGAGUGCGCUGGCUCCUACAUCUGCAAAAAGGGUGUGAUUUUACCAAUAUGGGAACCCCAGGACCCCUCGUUUGGGGACAAAAUCGCUCGGGCAACGGUGUAUUUUGUGGCCAUGGUGUACAUGUUCCUGGGAGUGUCCAUCAUAGCCGACCGCUUCAUGUCCUCCAUCGAAGUCAUUACAUCCCAAGAGCGGGAAAUAACCAUCAAGAAGCCCAAUGGCGAGACCAGCAAAACCACCGUGAGGAUCUGGAAUGAGACUGUUUCCAACCUCACGCUGAUGGCCUUGGGCUCGUCUGCUCCGGAGAUCCUCCUCUCCGUCAUAGAGGUGUGCGGCCACGGCUUCACAGCGGGGGACUUGGGGCCAAGCACGAUCGUGGGGAGCGCUGCCUUCAACAUGUUUGUCAUCAUUGCAAUCUGUGUCUACGUGGUGCCAGAUGGAGAGAUAAGGAAGAUCAAGCACUUGCGAGUGUUUUUUGUUACAGCGGCCUGGAGCAUCUUUGCCUACACUUGGCUUUACAUUAUUUUAUCCGUGUCUUCUCCCGGGAUUGUGGAGGUUUGGGAAGGCUUGCUCACCUUCUUCUUCUUCCCCAUCUGUGUAGUGUUUGCCUGGAUAGCUGACAGGAGGCUUUUAUUUUACAAGUACGUCUACAAGAAAUACCGAGCUGGCAAGCAGAGAGGGAUGAUCAUCGAGCACGAGGGUGACCGGCCCUCCUCCAAGGCUGACAUCGAGAUGGAUGGAAAGGUUGCUAAUUCUCACGUGGAGAACUUUUUGGAUGGGACACUGGUGUUGGAGGUGGACGAGAAAGACCAGGAUGAUGAGGAAGCCAGGAGGGAAAUGGCUCGGAUCCUGAAGGAGCUGAAACAAAAGCACCCAGACAAGGAAAUCGAGCAGCUCAUAGAAUUGGCCAACUACCAGGUCCUGAGCCAGCAGCAGAAGAGCAGGGCUUUCUACCGCAUCCAGGCCACUCGGCUCAUGACCGGCGCUGGCAACAUCCUGAAGAGACAUGCAGCCGACCAGGCCCGCAAGGCCGUCAGCAUGCACGAGGUCAACAAUGAGGUGACCGAAAACGACCCCGUCAGCAAGCUCUACUUCGAACAGGGCACCUACCAGUGCUUGGAGAACUGUGGCACCGUGGCCCUGACCAUCGUCCGCCGGGGAGGGGACCUGACCAACACGGUGUACGUCGACUUCCGCACGGAGGACGGGACAGCCAACGCUGGCUCCGACUACGAGUUCACCGAAGGGACAGUGGUCUUCAAGCCUGGCGAGACCCAGAAGGAAAUCCGUGUUGGCAUAAUUGACGAUGACAUCUUUGAGGAGGAUGAGAACUUCCUGGUCCAUCUCAGCAAUGUCCGUGUGAGUACCGAGACCUCAGACGAGGGCGUUCUGGAGGCCAGCCAUGUCUCAGCGCUUGCCUGCUUGGGAUCGCCAUCUACUGCCACCGUCACCAUUUUUGAUGAUGACCACGCCGGCAUCUUCACCUUCGAGGAGCCAGUAACACACAUCAGUGAAAGUGUGGGAACCAUGGAAGUGAAAGUGUUGCGAACCUCUGGAGCACGAGGAAAUGUUAUUGUGCCCUACAAAACCAUUGAAGGUACGGCCAAAGGUGGAGGAGAGGACUUUGAAGACACCUGCGGGGAGCUGGAAUUCCAGAAUGAUGAGAUAGUCAAAACGAUAUCAAUCAAGGUGAUAGAUGAUGAGGAGUAUGAGAAAAACAAGACCUUCUACCUAGAGAUCGGGGAGCCCCGGCUGGUGGAGAUGAGUGAGAAGAAAGCCCUGUUGUUGAAUGAGCUUGGUGGCUUCACCAUCACAGGGAAACUCUGGAACGGCAAACCUGUCUUCAGGAAGGUCCAGGCUAGAGAUCAUCCUCUUCCUUGCACUGUGAUCUCCAUCCAAGAGGAGAAUGAGGAAAAGCAGCCACUGACCAGCAAGGAGGAGGAGGAGCGUCGGAUCGCGGAGAUGGGGCGCCCAGUCCUGGGGGAGCACACCAAACUCGAGAUCAUCAUUGAGGAAUCCUAUGAGUUCAAGAACACGGUGGACAAGCUCAUCAAGAAGACGAACCUGGCCCUGGUGGUUGGCACGAACAGCUGGAGGGAGCAGUUUAUCGAGGCCAUUACCGUCAGCGCGGGGGAAGAUGAUGAUGACGAUGAAUGUGGGGAGGAGAAGCUGCCCUCCUGCUUUGACUACGUGAUGCACUUUCUGACCGUCUUCUGGAAGGUCCUGUUUGCCUUCGUGCCCCCAACAGACUACUGGAACGGCUGGGCUUGCUUUGUUGUCUCCAUCCUCAUGAUUGGCCUCCUGACAGCUUUCAUUGGUGACCUGGCAUCCCACUUUGGCUGCACCAUUGGCCUGAAGGACUCGGUCACCGCCGUCGUGUUUGUCGCCCUGGGGACAUCGGUGCCAGACACAUUUGCCAGCAAAGUAGCAGCCACGCAGGACCAGUACGCGGACGCAUCCAUCGGGAACGUCACCGGGAGCAACGCUGUGAACGUUUUUCUGGGCAUUGGGGUGGCCUGGUCCAUCGCAGCCAUCUACCACGCGGCGCACGGACAAGCCUUCCAAGUCUCCCCUGGCACGCUGGCCUUCUCCGUCACCCUCUUCACCAUUUUUGCUUUCAUCAGCGUGGGAGUGCUGCUCUACCGGCGGAGACCCGAGAUCGGAGGUGAGCUGGGGGGGCCGCGGACUUCCAAGCUGCUCACAUCCUCACUCUUUAUCCUCCUCUGGCUCUUGUACAUAUUCUUCUCAUCUCUGGAAGCCUACUGCCACAUAAAGGGCUUCUAAAGGGACAAUCAGAGAUAGUAAAUAUGUGUAUAUCUAUAUAUAUCUAUAUAGAGUGAUAUAUAGGUAUAGAUAUAGAUAUAAAGCUGUGUAUAAUGAACAGAGAAAGAAUAAAAGAGAUUUGCCAUGUUCACACACCUGCUGAUGGAAAGCGGCUUUGGAGCAUCCUUUGAACUAGGCAGGACCCCAAAGCCAGCAGGACCCCUCCCCAGGCAGCAGCCCCAGCCAGGAGCCAUGGGCAGGGCCCUUUCUGCAACUCGACCAACAGGAGAGGCCGAUGGCCACCGAGCCCCUUCCCACGCUGACUCCACCCGCCGGCCCCCGGGAAGACGGAUGCGAAGGCGACCGGGGCGCGUCAGUGUGAGCAAGGCCAGAGUAGCUGGUGAGACACAGAGCUGUGGGCAAGGGAAGGAGAGGAAAGCAAGGGUUCUGAUCUCCCACCGCCAUCCAGCUGCCUUUGCCACUCGGGAACAGGCCCCCUGGCCCUGUUGGAGAGGAGCAAGAGACCGAACUGAAGACAAGGGGAAACUGGGAGCUUUCUAAGGAUAGAACACAAACCGUUUUCGUCAUUGAUUUGGGGUUGGUUUUUUUUGUUUCGUUUUGGCGUGUGUACAACUAGCAUUUCCCACCCACAUGCCCCCCACCUCUCCCUGUCCAUGCUUUUGGGGUGCACAGCCGCAGCCUCGUGUCCAGUGUCCCAAGCCGAGGCUGCACGGAGCGGCGGGAGCCUUCCUCCCACUCCUCCGCCUCCUCGGGCAUGCUGUUGUGGUACUUGUAACAUUUGCAUGAAUGAAAUGAAAUCUAUCUGUAUAUAGCAUCCUAUAGCGGUAGUCCUUCCAGCCAUGUGGGUUGAGCAUGGCAGAUUACAAGCGUUUUCUUUUCACUGGGUUUUAUUUAUUUUUAGUUAGUUUGGUUUUGCCAUAGGGUUUUUGUUUGUUUGUUUCCUCUCAGCGGGGGUGGAAAGGAUGGAAAGCUGUCCCCACUGACUGCUCGUGGCGUGGCUCCAUGAGAAGCAAUAACAGCCAUGCAGUUGUAGGUUUUCAGGGCAGGAAAACCCACACCCCAGAGACUUCAGGCUCUGUCCAGCCGUGCGGAUGGGGGUCUUCUGAUGUGCUGAAGCGGGUGUGAAGGCCUCCCCUGCCCACAGGAGGUUGUACAGGUCCCAGGGAGUGAGUGGGGUGAGCAGUCCAAGGGGAGCAAGCGUGGCUGACUCCCAGCACCUCACACGCUUCUGCCUGUCGAGUCGGUGCCUGCCUCCAAGCCCUUGGCCCCCUGCUAUUCCCUGUGUCCCCAAGGUGCAGUGACAGCCCCUGUUUCUGAGUGUUAAGCCAUCAGGAUCAGUCCCUAAAGCUGGUCCCUUCCCACAGCCAUUUGGAGGCAGAAUAUUCCAACAUGAGGGCUGAAGGGCCGUACGAGAUCUCCCACUCCACUGAGCGUAACCGGGAAGCAUCCCCCCAGGAAAAGGUCGUGUCUGCACUCUCCAAGUCCAAAAUCACUGGACAGGAUGAGACAGGGAGCUGUAACUCAGCAUUGCCCCCCUGAUGCCAGGAGUGCAGGCUGGGGUGGAGAGUGGAGCCAGGGAAAUGUGCGUGUGGAGCUCCCCAGAAACGCUGGGCACUGGUGUGGAGAGAUGGCUUCUGACCCAACGCCCUUUGCCAGGCUUCCUGACAUUCCAGCCAGGCUAACUCCCAGCCUGCCUGUCCAUGGUGAGCUCUUCCCACUCAGCUGAAAACCAUGUCUGAUGCUUGUACCACAACCAGCUGGCUGGGGGUAUUUGUACUCAUCUUGAACUGUCUGUGGAAUUUUUAAUUAACCUGCUGUAAGGUUUUCUCUAGGAAUAUAAAGUUGUGGGUUUGGGUUUUUUUUUCUUCUUGAGCCUUUUUUCACUUUUGAUUUGUUUUGGGGUUUUAAAUUUUUGUUUCUCAUUGUUUUGGGGGAAAAAUCAAACACAGGUGCAGGUUGUUCAGGUCUGUGAUUACCUUUAUGUACAAUGAUUUCAUUUUCAUCUGUUUGGCUUCAUUUUUUUCUUUGUGUGUAUUGCCCACCACUAUAGGCAGUGAGUCCACUAAUUGUGAUGAUCCUUAUCAAUGGUACACAAUGCACAGAGAAAUAAAGUUUGUAAUGAUUCCUGAUGGAUCCAGUGCUGCUCCUGCAUAUUCUCUAUGGAAAACCCUUCUCUCCCCCUUUCCCCUUUGUACCCAUGUCUCCUUGACUCAUUGUUUUGCCUUCACCGUGUUCCUGCCACUGGCAGGGGCAGUGGUGCCUUGGCACAGCCGCCCCUGCCCCAUCUCAUGCCCUUCCUCACACUCCAUCUCCAUGGUGCCUCAGGCUCGGUGUGUGCUGGGGCUCACAGCCUGCUCCGCUCUCAGGGGGAUGCAGGAACCCACCCAGGGACAGAGCUGCAGGCAGCCCACCCUCCUGGGGCCAGGAGCUGCUCCUGUGCUGGCUUGCCCUAGGCUUGGGGUGAGCUGUGGGUGUGCCCCCAAACCACCAAGCAUCUCUUUCAUCUUGUGUCUUCUCCAGAGCUGCUCCUGCUCUUGCUACAGCCUCUCAGCGUGCUGGGUUAAACAACAAGCCUGACUAUGAGGGAGAAUGCAGGAGAUGCAUUACCCUGCAGGGCAGGGUCCAUGGGUGCCAAAGCAGUCCUGAGACACCCCACGAGGCUGGGCUGCUCUCAAGAGGUGCCUGCCCAUGCCCCAGUCCGGAUGCUGUGGGCCACUGCAGACCCAUGUGCCUCGACAUGGCUCAGCCAGCACUGAGGAGGAGAAAACUCUCCAAAUGCCCAGGGAUGUUGCUCCUCCCUGUGUUUCAUCCAGCAUCUGUGGAGCUGUCCCCAGAUAAACCCUCCCUGCAAUGCUUGGGAGGUCCAGCUCUGACAGCUGAACCCAAACACCAGCCCUGGAGAUGGGCCCCAGGCAAGCUCUGCCUUCCACACUCCCCAGCAGAGAGCACGGCCAGCAAUGUCCAUGUGCUUUUCCCGUGUCCUUUGUGAAAACAAAGCAGCUCUUCUGACCCGGUAAUUGCAUCUGCUGAAAGGUGAUGUUGGUGUUUUCCCCUCCUCAUUUGCUUCUUCAGAAUGAAUUGCCUUCGCUGAAGUAAUUAACAAGUCAAAUGGGACUUGUGUAGCCACUCAGGUUAGCAGACAGUAAAUAACUCUUCUGCUCACAGAGCUUUCCAAAGGGAAUGGUGGAGCAGUGCUUGCUUAGGACAAGGCCUAAAUCACAGGGUAAACACCAACCCUGUUCCUGCAGUUGCUGUCUGCCAGCUGAGUGCUUUUGGGUAUUUCACCAAGGCUGUGCACAGUGUGCUGUGAGUGUUCCCAGUGGCUCACGGAGGGGUCACGGGGGAGCAGCGAGGGGCAGCAGCAUUCCCAAGGGUGCCAGGCCUGCUCUUCUGCAGUCUCCUCUUCAAACCACCCUCUCCAAAGGCAGAAGAGAGAUGUCCUCCCCAAGAAGACUCCAUCCCUGGCUGGGAGGCAGCAGGAGGAAGCACAUCCCCAGCACAAUCACACUUUGUCACAGCUCAGCUCCGUGCAUCCCCUGUCUCAUGCCAGAACUCUCCCAUCUCUUCCUUGUCCAGCCUCCCACCCUCGUCUGCACAGGGACAGCAUCAAGCAUCUCUGAGAAAGGCCUGGGUUUAUGGAUGUUGCCAGAAGCAGCAGUUCAAACCCUUGGCCUCCAUCCAUCUGCCUGCCCCAUUUGCUCUCACCCCCUCUCAUCACCCCGCCAGCCAAAGGCAAACUUUUCCAUGGAAAAGGAUGCAGCACAUGUCCAAAGGACAUUCAGAGACAGACAUCCAAAUAACUCCACAGGCUACUGCCAAGCACAUGGGGACAAGCAGAAGGAACAGCCCUAACCAUCCUGGACAAACCAUACUGCCAGAUCUUCAGGGCUCAGUGGGCAUGGAGACAAAUCCCAGCCACACCCUGAACACUGGGAAAAGGCGCAAAAAAAAGGGAAGACCCACAGAUCUGCAGUGCCUCAUGGCUGAACCCAGCUGAACUGCCACCAGUGCCAGGGCAGCACAGGAGCUGCUCAGUCCCCAGGUGUGAGCCCUCAUCUCCAACCAAACGAGGCUCCUGCUCCUGCAGUGCCUCUGGGGCGAGGGGCAAUCUCAAGACUCGUUUGUGCAUCUUAUCCCUGCUCCCUGAAAGGACAGAGGGAAGGGAGGCCUGGAGCCUGCUGUGGUCACGAGCCUGGCUGUGAACUCACUGCACUAUUUCUGCUGCAGGCAGGGACUGGGGAACCAGAGCCCCUGUGUUAUUGUUACAGCUAUUUUUAAACUCUUGGGUAAGAAUCAUCGGCAUUGGUGGCCAUACACAUAACUCAGGAGGAAGUUCAACUACAUUCCUGGAGGGACAGAGCUGAGCAUAGCCAGAAAGUGACAGAAAACUUAUUGCUGGAUGCUGUAAUUCCAGAACAAAGCCUUGCAUUAUUUUCUGUAGGCUUUGGCACCCAAGCCCACCUGGAGAAACGUGUUUGCAGAGCACCUGGAACCUCUCUAGCCUCUCUGAGCAUGCAGUGACCAACUACUGAUGCCUGCACACAUGCUCAGCACAGCUGUGGAAAAGCCUGUUUAUCUUGUAAAAAAUUGACUUGCACAGGAAAGCAUCCAGAGGCAUCCGUAUUCUUGCAAAAAGCACCGAGGGACAAUAAAUACAGUGAGAUUCCUCACCUUUUAAGGACUUGAGCCUUUCUGCUGUUGGAACUGGAGGUGCCAAGAGCCUCUUGCCAGCCAGCAGCACCCCUCACACAGAGGGAAGGGACACUGCAAGGGAAAGGGGCCUGCCUGGCGAAGUAGGAGCUGUUAUCAGCUAAGGUAGACAGGAGCUUGCUGCUCCCAGCAGGACUCUUUUCCUGUGGGAUGCCCCUGAGAGCAUCCAAGGAGUCUCCACAGGGUCUUGCCCUCUCUCUGGAGCAUCUCAAGUCCUGGCCCUGGGACCCGGUGCCCCUAGGGUGGUUCACAGCCCUCUCCUGCAGGCUCUGCACCCUCCCUUGGCUCCUUCCCCUUUCCCAAAGGGAAUGCUACCUUGGGGCUGCCCUCACUACGAGUGUGGAAGGGGCACUGGGGCACCCACUGUUCCCAAAGCAGGUGCUGUGGAGCACUGCUGGAGCUGGGUGUUCCAGUGGGAUGCCCAGCAUUGGAGGGCAAGGGUCCCCCCCAGAUGUGGAAACCUCGUUCAAGCACUGCCACAGCAUGUCCCCUGCCCUGGCUGCCGCGGGCACAGGCAUGCACCUCGAUUUCUGCACAGGUACAGCACAGCCUCAGCUCCUCUGGCUGCCCAUGGGCACCAACCCCAGACAGUGUUUUUAUCUCUUUGAUCCAAAACAGCCCUUGGCCUGUUGCUCUGCUCCAGGACAGCUUUCUGCCCCACCCUAGUUCAGGUGGCAAUGGGAAGGACCAUUAGUGACCCCACCUUAUGCCCCACAUUCUGCCUCAAGCCAUCUCAAGGUCCCAAAAUCACUGUCUAAGCCCAGGACAGUCCAGCCUGCAGCUUGCUCUGUGCUUGCCUCGCCUGUGAAGCCUCUUCAGGUUCCAUCUUCUCCCAAGCUCCCUGCAGAGAAGCAUUCUGUGUCCCUCUCUCCUGCUUUUCUGUGUGGGACAGAUUUCCUUUCUCACUGCACUGAACGAUUACACCUGUUAGCUCAGCCUUGCUGUCUGUGUCUCAAGGCAAAGAUGAGCCACCCCACAUGUUGGACCUGAGCCCCUGAAAACCAAGGAGCAGGCAAAUUUCCACAAAAACCCCAGCACGCUGAGCCCCUCCUGUUCGUCACCCAGGCACAGUCACAGCCACAGGCUCAGCUUUUAUUGUGCCACUGCCCUUCACUCAUUAGUCUGUGGAAGAUUUUUUUGCUGAAUUUCCACCAUUAUCAAGUCCCACAGGUGCUCCAACUCCAUUGCCUCUGUGCUUCCAAAAUAAACUAAUUUGUUUUAGCUGGGGGUUCAAGGCUUUACUGCCCUUGCUUGAAAUGGGCAGCUUAAGUGGAGCAAGUUGCAAUGGCUUGGGAUGUUUAUCCACACUUGGAGCUCCUAAAGCCUUGCAGCAUGUGGGAGUCUGCCACAGGGCUCUCUCUCUCCCUGAACCUCCUAACCUCUUUGUUGAGGUGGGAUUUAUUUCUCCUCUGUUACUUCCAGCUCAGAGGAGUCUCUUGCAGAGGGGAGGAUGAGACCUGCAUGGAGCACAGCCUUGCUCUGCUUUCCCCAUGGAAAUUGCCAGAUUUCUGGCAGAUGAGCUUCUUUGCAGAGAUACUUAGAAACACACAGAAUUUCUAAGUCCCUGUGAAAUUACUGUGCUGGCACAGGCAAGGUUGGAUCCUGGUGGUGCAAAUGUGCCCCAGAGCUUAUUUGGGAACAUUAUUGAAAGGUUUUGCAAACCAGAAGCUUUGUGACUCCCAGGGAUGUGGGGAGGUGCACAAGUGGAUUUCUCCUUGUUUUGUGUAACACUGAGAUGCCUCCCUUGCCUUCAGCUCCAGCCCUGGGCCCUGCCCUGGCCUCUCCUUGCAGUGGGAGCUGUAGAUGAGCUGAACUUGGCUGAACUCCCCCUGUUCAAAUGAGAACGAGCUCAUGUCUGUUUGUGUCUUCAUUCACUUGCCCCAUGUUGCCUCCUUCAUUUUGCGAGCUCUCGAGAAAAAUGUGCCCAUGCAGGGAGCCUUGCAGGAGCCCUGCUUGUCCUGCUCUUAAUCAGGAAACAUACACUACUUUCUGCAGCUCAAGAGAGCAAAAGAUGGCAAUAAUACCUCUUACAUUACUGUGCUAGCAAGGAGGAAAAUGUUAUUUAUUUUUUUCCCUGACAAUACUUGUGCUACUUCUUUUUUCCAUGAUGCAUUAAGCAUUAGGAGACACAGCUCUGCACUCAGUCCAGCUCUCAAGACUACCUGUUGAGGACAUUGCUCAGCAAUCCAGCAGUUUUAUUUGUGGAUGAAGGGCAGAAGGUGGUGAAUUCUCCUGUAAUUCCUAGCUCCUGCUGGAAGACACACAGUCAUGCUGGAAAAACCCACAAACACAGGGUUUUGUAAAAUGCAGCCCUUUGUAUCCUGGGUCUCUGUGCCAAGAAGACCUGGCAUGAGGCUGUAAAAUCCAAAUCAUUAACUUCCUGAAGACCACUCAGCAGUGAUGGGCACCUUUAUCCCUCCUGCUGUCUCCAGGCUGUCUGGAGAGGUCUCUGGCUCACCACGUGUGAACGUCACCAAUGACCAAACGAGAAGAGACACGGAGUAGACAGACCAUGUUCUACCUCCCACCCCAAACACAAGCCCACAGGAUAUUCCCAGCAAGAAGCAGCCAGACUGCCAGGCAGUCCUUGGGAAGCCUCACCCAUCUCAAGGGCAGCAAGUUCCCCGUGGUGCUCGGUCCCCGCUGCUCCCCACAUCGCUGCCCUGAGGGAGGGGCUGCUCCCAGCUCAGCAUCCUGCAGGCACAGCCAAGGAGACACCUGGGCUUGCUCAUGGCACCCUCAGCCAGAAAGGCCUGCAAAGAGUGGCCAUAAUAUUUCAAAGGAGAGACAAAUGAGUUGGGAAUUUAAAAAACCCUACAGCAGGGGUAAUUUAGAUCCAUCACAUUUUUUUCUGCUGUAAUGAAGUGGCCCAAUUAUCUUGAUGCUUGAGUGACCACUCCAGUUCUCAAAAGUCAUUUCCGCACACUUGAGUAACUGCUCCUCCUUCUAGAGUAAAGAAACAGCUCAGAAAGAAACUCAUCUUUCUUGGCAGAGAUAUAAUUCAUGUCAGCAGCUCCUCCCACUGUCCCUCUCAGGAGCAGAGGGACCCGCGGGCAGGGAGCUGCCUGCACAGCCUGUCCCAGGGCUGCUGGACACUCCCCAAGCAAGGGUCCCCUGGAACAGUGGGAUGUAGGAGGGAAAGAGCUCAAAGUGGCUCUCUGGGCCUGAGAAGGGAUGGGGACAGCUGGUGGCUGGAUGCAACCCACAAGGGCAGGCAGGCAGCAGGCAUGUGGUGAGUCUCCUCACCACGCCAGGGUGGUGGCUGGGGACAGCAUCAGCAAGGCAAGUUGUCCUCUGGAAUUUUGGAUGUGCUCCAGAAAGAAUGGCUCUCACUUUCCUGCUCCCCUCUGGCAGCCACCAAUCUCUGACAGCCACCAAUGUGCCCCUGCUCAGCAGCCCGAGGGGAGCUCCCCGUGGCCCCUGGAGCAGGGAGGAGGCUGUGACCACCCUUCCUGACGCACCUAAAGCCACCUGCCACAGUCAUCCUGUCACCCAUCACCCUGUGUGUGUCCCCCCUCACAACCACAGGCAGACCUUGUGCAAACCUUGACAGAGAGAGAGAGAGGUAUCUCUGCCAGCCCAAGCAGCCCCCUGCCCCCCCCCACCAGGGGCAGGGCAGGCAGACCCCAGCUGGACAGAGCCAAAUUAUUCCAAAGCUGGGCUGAGAGUUUGCAGGAGAACUGGUUUGCCUGGAGACAGAAACCAGAGCAUGGGUCAUAAAUUCAACUCCACCUUCCCUCUGCCACCUGUGCCGUGCUCGGCGCUGGGAGCUGGCACUGCCCCAGCUUGUGCCCCAAGCUGAGGGUCACCCCUGGGCUUGGCAGCUGGAGCCCCCCAGUCUCUCUGUCUCUGUCACAGUUCCUCACAAAAUUCAAUGGCACAAUGCAGCUACACUAUUUGAAAAGCCAUAAUACUUGUUGGUACGACUCUUUUAUUACUGUCAAUUUAUAUAUAUAUUUGUUGAUAAAAGAGGUCAUCUUGGGAGACACUUCCAGUCUACUGGGAAAUAAUUGUCCGAUGCUGUAUAUUCUGUACAUACUGUAUAAACAAAGCAAAAUAUGUAAAUCUAAAUGUUUGGUGGACUCGGCGGCACGUGCUGCAGGGGGAGGUUGGAAUCAAGCAGGGCCCCUUCUUGGGCCACCAUGGCUCGGGCUCAGGGGUCCCAGCAGGGUCACCAUCCUGCCGGGCUCUGGGGCAGGAUGUGGCCACGGUGCAAGGGUGGCUCCCUCGGUGCUUUUUCCCACACGAAGGUGGAAGGGGGCGGCUUUGGGAGCGGCUGCACUGACCUCGCUCCCGGGGCACAGCACGGGGCCGGGCACAGGAUCCAUCGGGAACUCUCAGCGUGCCCGGUGUCACCCACCUGCCCCCCAGCCCUCGGCCACUACCCAGCACGACAUCUCCAAGCCUUAGGGGGCCGAGAGAGACGAUUCCCAGUGGGAAGGCUCCGAGCAUCCGGCUUCUCCAGCUCCUUCCCACGCCGAUCCCAGCCGCCCUCCCUGGUGUGUUUUACAGCAGCCACGAGCUGUGACCUUCUAACCCGACACACGCUGUUAGAAAACCUGUUUCAUAUUUUCCGUGGUAUCGAUCUACAACUUUGGAAAUUAUUGGACACAGUCGUGGUAGCCUAAAAGUUGUGCUGAGCUCAUAUAUUUUUAUAUUUGUGGUGUUUUCCUAUCAAUAGAGAGUAGUGAACCCUAUAGCUGAAAGCGAACUAUUCAAAAUAAAUACAUGACUGCAGAAAAUAUUUGUAAAAAUUAUUUAUUUGAAAUAUUCUGCCAAAGAUAGCUCUCUAAUUAUCUGUAAGAUGUCGUUUCUCUCUUUUUGCUCUGAAUGUCAUUGUGAAAAGACCUUUCUCAUCAUAUCUUUUGAAGAUUUUUUUUUUUUUGUAUCUUUAAGGGCAAAGAAAUAUUCCAGUGAUUUUUUUACUAAAGCAGUAAAUAGAGUAGUAAGGAGGCACGAGACAGCUCUGCAAAAGUGAUAAACAGGAUCCAGUAACAACCACUCUGAAAAUCCAGUUUCUCCCGUAGUUCCUCUGGCUGACAGACGGGAUUUGAAGCCUGGGACAGGUGUCCAGCAGGAAGACCUUGGCUGCUGCUGCUGUGGCUGCUGUGUAGCUUACCCAAAGGAGAGAAAUCUCCUGAGAAUCCCAUCCCCAGGCUUGCAGCAUUUGGAUCCCCUUGCAUCCAAUCUUUGCCUCUUCAUUAUUCAUGGGCAUGAUUUAUUUAUUAGCCCUUAAUAGGCCCUGUGGCACAUGGGGAGCCCUCACCCAGAGAUUUGUGGGGCUCCAGUCCAAAACUAUUCCCUCCACGCACCUGCCAGCAGCCCUGAAUCAGUGGCACAGGGAAUCCUGCUGACAUCCAGACCUGUCCCCUUCCUCACAUGGGGACAGGGCAGGGGACACCCAGCUACCAGGGGACAUGGUGCUUUAGCAAGAGGAUCCAUCCCUGCAGGUAUCCAGCUAGAACAGGGGGAAGUACAGCCUCUUACCAUGGAGAAGCUGCCUAGAUUAGUCUUUUAGAAAUUACUAAUUUUUUUUAAUUAUUAUUAUUGUAGAGAACAAAUCUUCUUUCCCUUCUUCAUUUCUCCUUUUUGAAAGAACUUAUCAAUACUAGGGAAGGCCUUCAUUAUCUUCUGUGAUCCCCAGGUCUGCUGCGGUGGAAAUAAAUCCUCAGCCACUCUGUUAGGCUCCACUACUUCAAAGAGAUUUUUGGCUCAGAUUUUUUUCCCUUCUGAGCAGAUUCACAAUUUCUUAAAUGUCUUGGUUAUAAAGGUCUGGAGGAAUUAAUUGAUAAAAAAAAAGAAAUAAAAGCCCUGUUCCAGCAAAUGUGUUUCCACAAGCAAUUCAACUUUUGACUCCCCCAAGGUCAGGCACGUGUGUAAGUGUUUUAUUGGGAAGGCAGGUGGGAAAAGCAGUUUCCAAGCCAUAGGGUGUGAUGGGUGUGAUGAGAGAACUGCUGUCCAUGGGGCGUGGGUGGCACACUGCAGCCUGGGGACCACGUGCCAGGGAAUCUUUGUUCCUCUGUGCAAUGGGCUCUCUGAACCCGGGACUGCUCAGCUGCUGCAUCACAGGGAAACGCAAGCGAGCCAGGGAAGACAAUGGUGAGAAGAAUUGGGUUUCUGAUCACUGUGCAUUUUGUUAAUUAGUGAAUUCAAAUAGUUUUAUUUUUACCAAAAACAGAUUAUCUUUAUUCCAGUAAAGACAACUGUUGACUUGAGAUAUAUAAAAAUAUAUAUAUAUAUAUAUUAUUUGAAUGGUUUAUAUCCUGUUGCUCUAACUACAUAAAAUGGAAACAUGUUGCAAGUUGUGUCAUUUCAAUAUACAAAAUAAAUGACUUUUCCCUGCAUGCUGCCUGGGUAUGUCGUGAUUUGAAUUAAGAUUUAUAUUUGAAUUGCCUUAUUCAAGAGGUUGUAUGUUACCUAACUGGGGAAUGACCUGGCACUGUUCAUCACAUUACAUGUGUACUUGAUGCUGUGUUAUGUCAAAUUCAGAUGAGUCGUCUGUCAUCUAUGUAUUUUGUGGGAGAUCUUUUAUCUUGUUAAAACUGUGAUAUGUAAACCUUCAUUGCCUGAAAUAGUCACAGUUGUAUAAAUCAGUGUCUUCAGCUGUUUUCCUAAUUUUAACACAAUUCCUAACACAAAAUAUAGAUGUUUGUAAAUUCUUCA
This is a messenger RNA of Catharus ustulatus (Swainson's thrush), 14407 nucleotides long. It is a transcript of the gene SLC8A1, whose product is annotated as solute carrier family 8 member A1. Gene Ontology annotation, molecular function: calcium:sodium antiporter activity. Gene Ontology annotation, biological process: calcium ion import across plasma membrane; sodium ion transmembrane transport; cell communication. NCBI's taxonomy places the organism in Eukaryota, Metazoa, Chordata, Aves, Passeriformes, Turdidae. The transcript is spliced from 11 exons. The record is from RefSeq and is a predicted model, not a curated record. Gene Ontology annotation, cellular component: axon; sarcolemma; postsynapse. Bases 92 to 3034 code for a protein of 980 amino acids.